Messenger RNA from Ailuropoda melanoleuca (giant panda), 1361 nucleotides. It is a transcript of the gene CMSS1, whose product is annotated as cms1 ribosomal small subunit homolog. Gene Ontology annotation, cellular component: nucleus; 90S preribosome. The transcript is spliced from 12 exons. The record is from RefSeq and is a predicted model, not a curated record. Lineage: Eukaryota; Metazoa; Chordata; Mammalia; Carnivora; Ursidae. The coding region runs from base 398 to 1138 and encodes 246 amino acids.
UGUGACGUCAUUGCCGCGGGGCGGAGGCGACCGUGUCUGAGGAGAGGCUCCGCGUGCGGGCUGCCAGUGCUGGCCGACUUCCCGGCUUGGAGGCAGCGAGAAUACCUGCCACUGCCCGCUUUCCCUUGGUGGUCCACUCACAACUAGUCCCGCCUGGAGAUGGCAGAUGAUCUUGGAGACGAGUGGUGGGAGAACCAGCCCGCAGGAGCAGCCGGCAGCCCAGUGUCAUAAGAGACUUCGUGUAUCUACCCUACUCUCUUUGAUACAAGUUACAGUACAUACCAUAAUUACUCUCAGGUCCUUCCUUCUCUUCUCCCCCCACUUUCAUCUUGGAGCCCUAUGGAUCUAGAAGGAAUCCAGAGAAGCAUCAGAUGGUGAAGGAGAAGGAGACCCAGAAAUGACGAAGCAAGAGACAGCUCCAGCUCCUGCCCUGUCAAGGAAAACCAAACAGCCUAAAGAAUGUUUCUUGAUACAACCAAAGGAAACAAAAGAAGGUGCUACCAAGACAAGGAGGAGAAGAAAGAAGAAAAUUACUGAUGUUCUUGCAAAAUCAGAGCCAAAACCAGGGACCCCUGACGACCUACAGAAGUUGAUGAAGGACUAUUACAGCACCAAUCGCUCAGUGAUUGAAUUAGAAGAACUAAACCUACCAGACUCCUGUUUCCUCAAGGCCAAUGAUAUGACUCAUAGUCUUUCAUCAUACCUAAAAGAAAUCUGCCCUAAGUGGGUAAAACUUCGGAAAAACCAUAAUGAGAAGAAAUCAGUCCUGAUGCUGAUCAUCUGCAGCUCUGCUGUCCGAGCUUUGGAGCUCAUUAGGUCGAUGACAGCAUUCAGAGGAGACAGCAAAGUUAUGAAAUUAUUUGCAAAACACAUAAAGGUCCAGGAGCAGGUAAAGUUGCUGGAGAAGCGUGUUGUGCACCUGGGAGUAGGAACACCAGGGAGAAUUAAAGAACUCAUUAAACAAGGUGGCCUUAAUUUGAACCCCUUAAAGUUUCUGGUUUUUGACUGGAACUGGAGAGAUCAGAAGUUGAGGAGGAUGAUGGACAUUCCCGAGAUAAGAAAGGAGGUUUUUGAACUUCUGGAAAUGGGAGUCCUCAGUCUGUGCAAGUCUGAAUCUUUGAAGCUGGGCCUUUUCUAAGUCUGGGUCCUAAUGAAAAUUCCAGUUUUUAUGGUGGGAUUUGCAUCUCAUUUAAUAGCUCUGGAAUAUUGCAAGGACUCAGUAAAUAUCAGCUAUUGUUUAAUUAUGUUAAUUGCAUCACCAGGUGAAUCACUAGAAAUUUUUGGUGGAGAUUCUUUGACAAAAAUGAAGCUGUCUUUUGCCAACUUCUCUGUAUAAUAAAGUAUCAACAGCUUGUGUAUGA